Molecule: messenger RNA, 914 nt
Organism: Microbotryum saponariae
Lineage: Eukaryota; Fungi; Basidiomycota; Microbotryomycetes; Microbotryales; Microbotryaceae
Source: the annotation of a GenBank genome assembly
AUGCCUCGCGCCCCCAACCCAAGACCGCGCACCUCGUCUCCAAGUCUGUGGCUCACUACGGCGGUGGUGGCUUUCGUAGGAGUGGUUGUGGUCGGUGUCGUGAGCGGAUGGAAUGCUUCGGGCGAGCGGUCCAACUCGGAGGGGGAGAGCUCCGGGGGUGGGAAUGCGACCAAGGGGAAGGGUAAGAAGAGGGAGGGGGAGGAUGAGGUUCGUUCUCUUGUUUCCUGUCCUUGCUAGGUGCCGCUUCACCCCAUUGCGAUCGGGACAGCUGAUGAUCGUGCACGUUGGCCAUACACAGCAUCCAACCGAUCAAACUACGAACACCUCCCCCUCUGUUUCCCUGCCCAAUCUGAAAGACUACAAAGGCACCCUAGCCCUCCUACUGCCUUCGGUAAGCCACAGCACUCAUCUUUCCUCAGAAUGCUUCACACCCACCCCUCUGACGCCACCCUCCCGCCAUCGGCGCACCUCCCCAAAAGGCCCCCACUCCCUCCCUCCUUUCCCUCCUCUCACGUCCCCACUCCACAAGCGGAGUCACAACGAUCUACGUCCUCUACCCCAUUCCCAAACCGGAUCGAGAUCAACCUACCUUACCAUUUUCGUCUGCGAGUAUCAAGCGUUCCAUUCCGAGCUGCGUUCAUUUACUACCGUAUACGGAACCCAAUUCGCCGAUCCAUAUGUGUAAAGCUUUGAACCCCGGUUACAUCUUACUCCUCCCUCCUCUCACCGUCGACCAAAUCGUCAUGACAACACCAAACAAAACAUCAUCGUCCACGACGGCGCCGAUGCUCUCGUUGCAAGACCUACAAAAAGGCUUACAAGGUUUCGGAGGCAAUGGUCGACAAAGGUCCAUUUUGAACAUGGAUGAUGGGGUAGAGGGGUUAGGAAAGGUUUUGGGGUUCCUGAGCAGUUGA